Messenger RNA from Astyanax mexicanus (Mexican tetra), 818 nucleotides. RefSeq names its product metallo-beta-lactamase domain containing 1 (gene mblac1). NCBI's taxonomy places the organism in Eukaryota, Metazoa, Chordata, Actinopteri, Characiformes, Acestrorhamphidae. The coding region runs from base 90 to 746 and encodes 218 amino acids. The transcript has 2 exons. The record is from RefSeq and is a predicted model, not a curated record.
CGGCUCCGGUAGAGGCGCGUUAGCAUUAGCCGCUAAAGCUAGGCUAGGCUGUGUAACUUAGUUGUGUAGUGUCGCUGAGCGCUGCCCACAUGUACUCCGCUCCCUCCGUAGCUAAGCGCGAGUGCACGGAGCUGCGCGCGGGGAUCCCGGGAGAGCCGUACAGCGUCUCCGUGCUGAAGGAGGGAUACUGCACCGCGCAGCCGGACGGGACUUUCCGGGCUGACGGUACGAUCUCACUGAUUACCGGACCCCGCACCGUGCUGGUGGACACGGGCGGCCCGUGGGACCGGGAGCUGCUGAUCCGCAGGCUGGAGGAGAGGAGCCUCAGCCCGGCGGAUGUGUCCGUGGUGGUCGGUACUCACGGGCACUCGGAUCACAUCGGGAACCUGAACCUGUUCCCGGAGGCGACGGUAGUAGUGGGCUGUGAUAUCAGCCGGGGGGACACGUACCUGCCCAACCAGCUGGCAGAGGGCCAGCCCUACAUCAUCGAUGACCACCUGUCCGUCAUCCCCACGCCUGGCCACACCGGCAGGGACGUCAGCGUCCUGGUUAAAGGGACGUCAGCGGGGACGGUUCUGGUUGCGGGGGACUUGUUUGAGUGCUGUGAUGAUGAAGACUCCUGGAAGGACCUCAGUGAGAACCCCGAGCUGCAGGAGAUUGGCCGACAGAAAGCUCUGCAGGAAGCUGACGUCAUUAUUCCUGGACAUGGACCCCUGUUCAGAGUGCACCGGACCCCCCAGAGCUGACUGAGAGGAUGUGUAUUCAAAGCACUGGACUUAUUUUUUUAUCACCCAAUAAAUUACUAUUUUAAAACCUAA